AUGUCUUAUUCAAAUCGACAACAACGAGGCCCUUACGCAACUAAUGCAUGUACUAAUUGCCGAAAAAAGCAUGCAAAGUGUUCUGAAGAUGCUAUUUGCACAAAUUGUGCAUCACAUAACCUCAAGUGCAUUUAUGUUAAAUCGAUUAAAAAACGAGGACCGAAAGCGGCUAAUAUAUCAGUUAACAUUUUUGAAAGCAACUCCGGUAAAGCCUCGAAUAUCGAACAGGAACACACAUUGAUUUUAUCUCAAUUUGGCAUACCCAUUCCUAUCUGCCUCAACUAUAAUUAUAGUGAAGAAUUUCUGCCAAUUCAAAAUGGGUUCUUUCCAUACAUUAACACUAAUUAUUCUAUACUAAAUAAUGACACACCCAUUAAUUUUGUUAGGAACACAUUUUCAUUAUCUUCUUUGGCUUCUAAUUUAGAUUAUUGA
Racocetra persica is the source of this 432-nucleotide messenger RNA. The record is from the annotation of a GenBank genome assembly. NCBI's taxonomy places the organism in Eukaryota, Fungi, Glomeromycota, Glomeromycetes, Diversisporales, Gigasporaceae.